Messenger RNA from Mercenaria mercenaria, 9233 nucleotides. Its product is annotated as thioredoxin domain-containing protein 15-like. Lineage: Eukaryota; Metazoa; Mollusca; Bivalvia; Venerida; Veneridae. The transcript is spliced from 4 exons. Bases 109 to 1503 code for a protein of 464 amino acids. Gene Ontology annotation, cellular component: cilium. The record is from RefSeq and is a predicted model, not a curated record. Gene Ontology annotation, biological process: cilium assembly.
CAAUGAUUGGUUCUUCCCAUGAACUGAUGUUAGUGGACCAAUCACAAUUGUCAAUGCAAAACAAUGUUUGGCUCGAUAUUCAACAUGGCCGCGACCUGCGAGUGAAAAAUGGGGACAAUUUACAUUCUUGCGAAAUAUAGUGUCAUACUGCUGUUGCUUACAAAUGUGAGAAUUCAUUGUGAAACACAGGAGGCAGAUGGACAUCACAGUCAGGAGGACACAAGCAACCUAAAUGGACAAAUAAGUAACAAAGUUGAUGAUGAAAGCAUUAAGAACACUCUUACUAAACAUUCGAAAGAAUUUCCUGAUAGUGACGUCUGUGAUAAAGAAAACGAAGAUUGCAAUGCAGGUGCAAGAAGUACAUCUGUAAAAAAGGAAGCAGUUUUAGAGGCUCCACAUGACAAAAAUGAGCCAAAAACUGAGGAUCAGCAAGAGAUUGAUUCAAUUUCUGAAAAACAGCCAGCUGGAAAAGGUAAAGAAUUUGAGAAUGUUUUGCAGGAAAAUGAAGAGAUAACUGAAGGAGCUGAACAAGGUGAAGACAGUUCAAACAAAGAUGAAGAGAGGACGAGAACAAGUAACACAGAAUCAACAGUGACUGAAACUGGAAAAGAUAUUGUAGAUGAAACCUCUGACAACCCUCACACAUUUAAUAAUGAAUUAGUAAAAAACACAUCCACUUCUGAAUCAAAUUCCACUAUUUAUCAAUGGCUCAAAUUCAUAUUAGACCCCUUCAUCGAAGAAUUCAAGGAUGGAAUUUAUCCAAAGUUGUCAGAUAAAACAAAUAAUACAUUGUCUAAUGUUUCAGUUAUUACUGAAAAUGCUACAGUAGAAACAGAAAAAGUGAAUGUGACUGUAACAGAGCCUGUAAAUGUUACUGUAAGUAACACUACAGAUUCUGGUAAAAAAGUGAAGUUUCAGUGUACAGGUAAAAAUGUUACUGACAACGUAAAUGCUACAGUGAAACUCAUUACAACAGCUCAACUUCUUCAACUCUUAAACUUUGAUAAAAACGAUACAGAAAAUGUGACAGACUGUCUGCUUGUGAUGUUUUACGCACCCUGGUGCCACUUCUGUGCAAAGGUGGCGCCACACUACAAUGCAUUAGCUAGGGCAUUCCCACAAUUAGACUUUGUUGCCGUGGAUACAGCUCAAUUUAGCAAUUUGUUGGCAAGAUUUGGCACAGUGUCGGUCCCAAAUAUCCUAGUCUUUCACCAGUCAAGAGCAGCAGUCAAAUUUAACCAGACAGAGAGAACUUUUGUAAACUUUGUUACAUUUGUAACAAACGCAACAGGUCUGGAGGCAAACAGCACAGUUAAUGUAACAGAUGCCGAUUACUUAGGUCCCGUACCAAGCGUGCCGACAGAUGAACCUGAUUAUCUCCUCCUGAUCUCUUGGAUAUUUGUGAUAUUCUGUAGCUCAUGUAUGUUCAUCAAGUCAAACAAGGGACAGCAAUGGAUCAACAGGGUUAGAAUUCUGUGGCAGGAACAUCAGCAUAUUGACUGAGAGGCUCUGUGUCCAGACUGGGCUUCAGAGAGAUAAAACUUAAGAUUGGAGACCUGAAUGCAAGAUUUUCAUUGGUCAAUUUCAAAAGUAAGCUCAGUAACAGCCAAUCAGAUGCUGGUUUUUGUGACUGGUCCUCAGAAGUCAGUUUUAUAAACUUGGAUCUGGUCAAGACUGAUAAAUAGAUGGAAGUGAUAAGGUGUAGUCAUUCAGCACUGUGAUAUGUCUGCUAUGCUAUUUAAAACACCAAAAGACACACACACAUAAAUAUUUGCGUCUGCUAAAAGAAGUUGUUGUAUUUUUGGCGAAAAUCAGUCUCAUUAAUGAAAACUUGAUUCUGUAUCUCAGAAAUUUUAAAGUAUUGAUGUGUAUAAUUUAAAGUAAUUUUUAUACGCCAGAAGGGACGUAUUAUGUUAUGAUGCUGGUGUUCGUCCGUCCGUCUGUCCGUUAGCAAUUUCGUGUCCUAUCAGUUUGUUACGUGUCCGCUCUGUAACUCUUGAACCCCUUCAAGGAUUUCAAAAAGACUUGACACAAAUGUUCACCACACUAAGACGACAUGCAGAGCCCAUGUUCCAGAUGACUUGCUUCAGGUCAAGGUCACACUUAGGGGUCAAAAGUCAUAUCAGUUUGUUUCGUGUCCGCUCUGUAGCUCUUGAACUGCUGGAAGGAUUUCAAAGAAACUUGGCAGAAAUGUUCACCACAUUGUAACGAUAUGCAGAACGCAUGUUCCGGAUGACUCGCUUCAAGGUCAAGGUCACACUUAAGGGUCAAAGGUCAUAUAUGACUGCUUUGUGUAUAUUGCUCUGCAUUGCAGUGCUCUUCUUUUAUUUUGGCAGAUCUCUUUUUUGUACUUACAAUAUUUUUUUUUGAAUUACUUCCCUUUUAUGUUACUAUAAAUAGCUUAUUUUGAAACUUUUUUAUUAUUGGCCGUAGGGAAAAACCGAGACCACUUUUUUGUGGUACAACAUGGAUGGUACCUCCAAUUUUUAGGUGUUUUUUUACAUACCUGUACCUGAUAAGGAUUUUUUUGUAGACUUUGAAUAUUUUUUUUGUGGACUUAGAUUUAUUUUUUGAAGUUUUCCUUUUGUUGUUCCAGUCUUUUGGGGCUACAACAGUCAAGUUCUUAAAAUUUUGCUCCCAUCCUAUGAUGUAAGCCUUCGGGCGUAUAUUGCCCCCCUUGUUAAAGGUCUCUUUUUAAUACUCUCCAAGAAGCUCAGUUGUUGGUGGCUUUAAUCUAUCAAGGUCCAUGUUCAGCAAAUGUUAAAUGGUUGCACAUGUUUCUAAAGAGCAAGUGGUUAAUUAUGUCUCCCACCACACAGUGGUGUGGGAGACAUAUUGAUUUACUCCAGUCUGUGUGUGUGUCUGUCUGUCACAAAGCUUGUCCGCACUCUAAGUCAAACAUUUCUCAUCCGAUUGUCACCAAACUUGAACAAAAUGUGUCUGACCAUAAGACCUUGGCCAAGUUCAAUAACUAGCCAAAUCGGCCCAGGCACUCCGGAAUUAUGGCCCUUGAAUCACCGAAAAAUCCUCGGGGCGCAUGCGCUUUCGUGCACCCAUACCGUACCCUAUACUACUUUUAUUAGUAGUAUAGGGUACUUUUAGGUGCAAGAAAGCGCAUGCACAAGUAGUAUAGGGUACAUUUUGGGUCCAAGAAAGCGCAGACUGACUUACUAUUUAGAUGAUUAGGCAGUUGUGGCAGACAUGUGCUUUUCUCAAAAGCAUCUCUAGUUACUUUUGGAGAAGUAGUUUUUGCUUUUUCCAUAUGCAGAAACACAUUAACUCUUAUCAUGCUGGACACGAUUGAUUCUGCCUUUGCGACCAGUGUAGAUCAUGAUCAGCCUGCACAUCUGUGCAUGGUAAGAGAAAUCCAUCUAGGUUAUACAUUUAUGCUCUGUGACUGUAUAUUAUUGUCAUUGCAUAGUAUUUUGAUCUUGUAUUUGAGUUUUAGAAUAUGAAUCUUGAUUUAAAAUCAUGUAUUGAAAAGCACUGUCAGUGUGAAUGAAAAUAUUUGAUAUUUUAUUAAAUUCUAUUAUUUUAAUUAUUCAGUGAUACUUUUAUGACUUAUAGUGACAAUAACACAGGUACUAAACAGUGCCUGCGGUAGCACCUAUGCCGACGAGGAAUGAAGGCACUUUGCUUCCGGUACCACAGGUACUUCGCCAAUGUUUACAAAUCAAGCGAGAUCAGUGAGUGAUUUUUAUACGCCCGAAGGGACGUAUUAUGUUAUGACGCUGGUGUCCGUCCGUCUGUCCGUCCGUCAGCAAUUUCGUGUCCGCUCUGUAGCUCUUGAACCCCUUGAAGGAUUUCAAGGAAACUUGACACAAAUGUUCACCACACCGAGACGAUGUGCAGAGCGCAUGUUUUGGAUGUCUCGCUUCAAGGUCAAGGUCACAAUUAGGGAGUCAAAUGUCAUAUCAGUUUGUUUCGUGUCCGCUCUGUAACCCUUGAACCCCUUGAAGGAUUUCAAAGAAACUUGACACAAAUGUUCACCACACCAAGACAACGUGCAGAGCACAUGUUCCGGACGACUCGCUUCAAGGUCAAGGUCACACUUAGGGGUCAAAAGUCAUAUCAGUUUGUUUCGUGUCCGCUCUGUAACUCUUGAACGGCUGGAAGGAUUUCAAAGAAACUUGGCAGAAAUGUUCACCACACUGAGACGAUGUGCAGAGUGCAUGUUCCGGAUGACUUGCUUCAAUGUCAAGGUCACACUUAAGGGUCAAAGGUCAUAUAUGACUUUACUUGGUGUAUAUUGCUCUGCAUUGCAGUGCUGUUUUUUUUAUUUGGCAGAUCUCUUUUUUUGUUCACUUACAAUAAUUUUUUUAUGCCUCCAAAGGGAGGCAUAUUAGUUUUCAACUUUCCAUUCGUUCGUUAGUCACAAUGUUAACUUUUUGCAUGAAGGCACUUUACUCGUGAACCACUGCACCCAGGACCUUCAAACUUCACAUGCUGAUAGUACUCAUUGAGUACACGACCCCUACUGACUUUGGGGUCACCAGGUCAAAGGUCAAGGUCACAGGGACCAAUGUUAACUUUUUGCAUGAAGGCUUUUUACUCACCAACCACUGCACCCAGGACCUUCAAACUUCACCUGAUGAUAGUACUUAUUGAGUACACGACCCCUACUGAUUUUGGGGUCAUCAGGUCAAAGGUCGAGGACACAGGGGCCAACGUUAACUUUAUGCAUGAAGGCACUUUACUCGUGAACCACUGCACCCAGGACCUUCAAACUUCACCUGAUGAUAGUACUUAUUGAUUACACGACCCCUACUGACUUUGGGGGUCAAGGUCACAGGGGUCAACGUUAACUUUUUGCAUGAAGGCACAUUACUCGCGAACCACUGCACCCAGGACCUUCAAACUUCACAUGCUGAUAGUACUCAUUGAGUACACGACCCCUACUGACUUUGGGGUCAAAGGUCAAGGUCAUAGGGGCCAACGUUAACUUUAUGCAUGAAGGCACUUUACUCGCGAACCACUGCACCCAGGACCUUUAAACUUCACAUGCUGAUAGUACUCAUUGAGUACACGACCCCUACUGUCUUUGGAGUCACCAGGUCAAAGGUCAAGGUCACGGGCCAAUGUUAAUUUUUUGCAUGAAGGCACUUUACUCGCGAACCACUGCACCCAGGACCUUCAAACUUCACCUGCUGAUAGUACUCAUUGAAUACACGCCCCCUACUGACUUUGGGGUCACCAGGUCAAAGGUCAAGGUCACAAGAGCCAAUGUUAACUUUUUGCAUGAAGGCACUUUACUCGCGAACCACUGCACCCAGGACCUUCAAAUUUCACUUGCUGAUAGUACUCAUUCAGUACACGACUCCUACUGACUUUGGGGUCACCAGGUCAAAGGUCAAGGUCACAGGGACCAAUGUUAACUUUUUGCAUGAAGGCACUUUACACGCGAACCACUGCACCCAGGACCUUCAAACUUCACAUGCUGAUAGUACUUAUUGAGUACACAACCCCUACUGACUUUGGGGUCACCAGGUCAAAGGUCAAGGUCACCAGGUCAAAGGUCAAGGCACUGCGAGGGCAUUUGUCACCAUUAGUGACAGCUCUUGUUUUGAAUUACUUCCCUUUUAUUAACCAGGUUUUCAACGAAAGAGUUAUUAGAUUGGGGUAUGUCGGGCGGGCGGAUGGGCGGCGUCAAACUGGUGUUUCCGAUCAAUAACUUUUUUUCGGUAAAGAUAUUUGAAUAAAACUUGGUAUGUAUGUAGCUUAUAUCAAGACAAAGGCUGGGAUUGAUUUUUGGGUUUCUGGGGUCAAGGUCAAGGUCACUGUUACUUAAAAUAGAAAAAGGGUUUCCGGUCAAUAACUUAACUUAGGAAUGAGCUAUCAUGAUGAAACUUGGUGUUAGAAAACUUAUAUAAAGUUGUAGCUUGGGAUUGAUUUUGGGGUUUCUGAAAUCAAGGUCAAGGUCAUUGUUACUAAAAAUAGGGUUAGGUUAGGGUUAGGGUUAGGGUUGUGCUUUAAAGUGGUGCACUGUGAUUCAGUAUACUUUUUUAUUCUUAUGAAAAGUGUUCAAGGUCAUUGUUACUAAAAAUAGGGUUAGGGUUAGGUUAGGUUAGGGUUAGGGUUAGGGUUGUGCUUUAAAGUGGUGCACUGUGAUUCAGUAUACUUUUUUAUUCUUAUGAAAAGUGUUGAAAACCUGGUUUCGUGGCAUUGCCGCGUUUCUUGUGUUACUAUAAAUAGCUUAUUUUGAAACUUUUUUAUUAUUGGCCGUAGGGAAAAACCGAGACCACUUUUCUGUGGUACAACAUGGAUGGUACCUCUAAUUUUUAGGUGUAUUUUUACAAACCUGUACCUGAUAAGGAUUUUUUAUGCCCCCGAAGGGAGGCAUAUAGUUUUUGAACCGUCUGUCCGUCUGUCAGUCUGUCCGCAAUUUUCGUGUCCGGUCUAUAUCUUUGUCAUCGAUGGAUGGAUUUUCAAAUAACUUGGCAUGAAUAUGUACCACAGUAAGACGACGUGUCGCGCGCAAGACCCAGGUCCGUAGCUCAAAGGUCAAGGUCACACUUAGACAUUAAAGGAUAGUGCAUUGAUGGGCGUAUCCGGUCCAUAUCUUUGUCAUCCAUGGAUGGAUUUUCAAAUAACUUAGCAUGAAUGUGUACCACAGUAAGACGACGUGUCGCGUGCAAGACCCAGGUCCGUAGCUCAAAGGUCAAGGUCACACUUAGACUUUAAAGUAUAGUGCAUUGAUGGGCGUGUCCGGUCCAUAUCUUUGUCAUCGAUGGAUGGAUUUUCAAAUAACUUGGCAUGAAUGUCUACCACAGUAAGACGACGUGUCGUGCGCAAGACCCAGGUCCGUAGAUCAAAGGUCAAGGUCGCACUUAGACGUUAAAGGAUAGUGCAUUGAUGGGCGUGUCCGGUCCAUAUCUUUGUCAUCGAUGGAUGGAUUUUCAAAUAACUUGGCAUGAAUGUGUACCACAGUAAGACGACGUGUCGUGCGCAAGACCCAGGUCCGUAGCUCAAAGGUCAAGGUCACACUUAGACGUUAAAGGUCAUUUUUCAUGAUAGUGCAUUGAUGGGUGUAUCCGGUCCAUAUCUUUGUCAUUCAUGCAUGGAUUUUAAAAUAACUACGCAUGAAUGUGUGACACAGUAAGACGACGUGUCGCGCGCAAGACCCAGCUCCGUAGGUCAAAGGUUCUAAACUCUAACAUCGGCCAUAACUAUUCAUUCAAAGUGCCAUCGGGGGCAUGUGUCAUCCUAUGGAGACAGCUCUUGUUUUUUGUGGACUUUGAAUAUUUUUUUUGUGGACUUAGAUUUGUUUUUUGAAGUUUUCCUUUUGUUGUUCUACUUCUUUGGGCUACAACAGUGAAGUUCUUUAAAUUUUGCUCCCAUCCUAUGAUGUAAUCCUUUGGGCGUAUAUUGCCCCGCUUGGCGGAGCUCUUGUUGUCAUUUUGUUACUGCAUGUAGCAGUUUUCCAAAGAGCGGGGAAUGGAUGUAUCUUAUGUACAUAUCCAUGCUAAAUUUUGUGGCAAAUGAUCCAUUUCCUAGAAUGCAAGGACAAAUAAGUUAAGAAUGAAACGUGAAUUUUUUCACAUCAGUGAUUGUUUAGACUCGUUUCUUUUCACUGACCCAAACCAUAUCGUCUCUGCCGUUGUAAAUUAUAUUUAUAAAUGACAAUGUGAUCUGCCAAAACAUAAAAUGUGUCCAGAAAUUUCCGAAUUUGAACGUAAUGCCAAUUUUGGAAAAAUGCCGCAGGCAUUUCAACGAUGCCGCAGCCCCUUCAAGGUGCCACAGGCACUUCUAAAAGUACCGGGGCAUAAAUUUGGCCCACAACUAGACAGACAAAUGGAAGAACAAAGAAACAGAAUGGCAAAAACUAAAUGCCCUCAUGAUACUGUAAUAAUUUGACUUUAUAGUAUUGUAAAAUAAAAGGGACCAAACCUUUCUUACGCUUUAAAUAUCCAUCCAUUAUGGUGGCAUAUUUCUGCCACGAGAUAGGUAGGUAACUCACGAUACUUCAAGAAAUUAUCGUGAUAAAGCGAAGUUUUCUAACAAGAGUCUCAAUAGUCAAAAGUUUCCUGUAAAUAUUAUUGUGAUGAUUUAUAUUAUAAUCUCGAUACUAUUUGUGUAAGUGCCCGUUGUGGACAGCUGCCAUUUACUAGCAAGACAGUUAUUUCGAAAUGAAGUCAGCAACUAUCUUGAUAGUUCGAAAUUUUCUGUAGACAUUUUAAUAGCCUAACGUUUCCUGGAAAUAUGAAGCAUAUCUACAAAAAAUAGUUUAUUGUGAAAAUGUUUUCAGAAAAAUGGAGAACUUAGAAAGUAUAGCUCAUAAACGAUCAAAUAGGAGGAUUUUAAUAAUUCUUAUAUGUAUGUAAAAACCUAUAUUUUUUUGGCAAACAAAGCUUUGAAAAAAAAAAAACAUAUCGAGCAGCAUAGAACGGACAGAAAAUGCAAUUUUCAAAAGCAUAAUGUUUGGGAAAUACAAUUUGCUUCAAUUGACCAGAACAGUCGUGUACUAGAGUUUAAGAUAGAUAAACCGAUUGCUAAACUAUUUGAUCUUUGUGAAUAUAAAAUAUAACCGUACGAAUGUAAGUUAUUGGGGAUUUGGUUAGUUAUGGGCCAAACAUAUGUCCUGAUACUUUUAGAAGUGCCUGCGGCACCUCGAAGCGGCUGCGGCAUCGUCGAAAUGCCUGCGGCACUUUUCCAAAAUUGUAAUAACAUUCAAAUUUGGAAUUUUCUUGACACAUUUUAUGUUUUAGCAGAUCACAUGUCAUUUAUAAAUAUAAUUUACGAUGGCAGAGACGACAUUGUUUGGGUCAGCGAAAAGAAAUGAGUCUAAACAGUCGCUGAUGUGAAAAAAUUCACGUUUCAUUCUUAACUUAUUUGUCCUUGCGUUUCUAGGAAAUUGAUCAUUUGCCACAAAAUUUAACAUGGAUAUGUACAUAAGAUACAUCUACACCCCGCUACAUUCCCCGAUUUUUGAAAAAAUGCUCCAUGCAGUAACAAAAUGACAAAAAUCACUCACCGAUCUCGCUUGUUUUGUAAACAUUGGCGAAGUACCUGCAGUACUGGGAACGAAGUGCCUUCAUUCCUCGUCGGCACAGGCUGUACUGCAGGCACUGUUUAGUACCCGUGAAUAAUGAAUACUAUAUUUUAUGAGGUAACAUCUGUUUAAUGUGGAAAUGAUAAUAUGAUGUAGUCAGAUUUAAAAGUGCAAUACACUAUGUUUUAUUGUUACUAAUCAGGAAACUAUCUUUCAGAGGAAACAAAUAAACAACUGAAUUUCA